This is a messenger RNA of Naegleria gruberi, 435 nucleotides long. RefSeq lists its product as uncharacterized. The record is from RefSeq and is a predicted model, not a curated record. Bases 1 to 435 code for a protein of 144 amino acids. Lineage: Eukaryota; Heterolobosea; Eutetramitea; Acrasida; Naegleriidae. The transcript has a single exon.
AUGAACAAAUUCAUCGCUGCUCUGGUAGCAACUCUACUCUUGGCUUCUUGCUUGGUCAACUGUCAAUACAGCAACAAUUAUGGUACUAAUUAUGGUACAUCAGGGGGUUCAGGUUCUAACUAUGGAGUCACUGGAGGAAAUUACAAUCAAUAUGGACAAAAUACUCAAUCCUAUUUGAAUCAAGUGAAUGCAGUCAAUUCAAAUCCAUACUCAAGUUAUGGAUCUUCAUAUACAGGACCAAGUAGUUAUGGAACUAAUUAUGGAAGUGCCUAUUCAAUGCCAUUCUAUGGUGGAUACGGAGGAGGAUAUGGAAUUCCAUGUUAUGGUGGAUAUGGUGGAGGUGUUCCAUUCUACGGUGGAUACGGUGGUUAUGGAUAUGGUGGUUAUGGUGGAUAUGGUGGUGUGGGUUGUGUUGGAGGUGUUAGAUGGUGUUAA